Molecule: messenger RNA, 2014 nt
Organism: Antechinus flavipes (yellow-footed antechinus)
Lineage: Eukaryota; Metazoa; Chordata; Mammalia; Dasyuromorphia; Dasyuridae
Gene: ZFTRAF1
Product: zinc finger TRAF-type containing 1
Exons: 5
Coding region: 17-973 (318 amino acids)
Cellular component (GO): nucleus
Molecular function (GO): zinc ion binding
Source: RefSeq, a predicted model, not a curated record
CGGCAGCCGCGGCGGGAUGUCCGGGGCUGAGGAGGCCGGGGGCCCGGCGGCGGCAGCGGGAGGACCCGCGGGUUCCGGGGCCGGGCCCCCGGGCGCUUCCGCCAUGGCCGUGUCAGUGUCCGUGCUGGGGGAGGCGGCCGGGCCCGGGCUCCCAGACGAGGCGGGCCUGCCCGCGGGCCGCCCGCUGCCCCUACCCGAGGCCGGCGGCGACCCAGAUGCGCCGCCCAAGAAGCGGCUGCGGGCGGCCGAGGCGGAGGCGGCGGCGGCAGCAGCGGCCUCGGCAGCGACGGCUUCGGCUUCGGCGGCCGCGGGGAGCGGGAAGCUAGAAGAGCGCCUCUACUCUGUGCUCUGCUGUACCGUCUGCCUGGACCUGCCCAAGGCCUCAGUCUACCAGUGUACUAAUGGUCACUUGAUGUGCGCUGGCUGUUUUAUCCACCUACUAGCAGAUGCCCGGCUGAAGGAGGAACAGGCCACAUGCCCCAAUUGUCGUUGUGAGAUCAGUAAGAGCCUCUGCUGCCGAAACCUGGCUGUGGAAAAAGCAGUGAGUGAGCUGCCGUCAGAGUGCGGCUUCUGCAUGCGCCAGUUCCCCCGCUCCCUCCUGGAGAGGCAUCAGAAAGAGGAGUGCCAGGACAGGGUCACGCAGUGCAAAUACAAACGCAUCGGUUGCCCGUGGCAGGGCCCCUUCCAUGAGCUGACUGUGCAUGAAGCAGAAUGCACACAUCCCACCAAGACUGGCAAUGAACUAAUGGAGAUUUUGGAUGAGAUGGACCAAACCCACAAGAAGGAGAUGCAGCUAUAUAACAGCAUCUUCAGCCUGCUCAGCUUUGAGAAGAUCGGCUACACAGGAUCCUGUGCUUCAAGAGAAUCCCCUGACCCAAGUGGGUGUUACAAGUCCUCUCCUUGUCGGCGGCCUGGCCCUGGGAGGGGAAAGUAUGUAAUAGGUCUCUUCCAAAUUCAUCUCAUGCGCUGCUGAGACAGAACGGUAACAGACAGAGCUGUUAAAAAUUAGCUGGCUGGAUCUCGUUGGAUCUUUGGCCUAAGAGUGGGACUUUUAACAGGCAGCAAUGCCAUACUACAUGGGGUCUGAACAUGCUGGGGCAGCUGGUGCCAUUGUGGGAAUCUCAAGCCCUGGCCCCCCAGAGGAGUCCCUGUCUUGGCACCAAGUGCAAGGCUGCACUUGAGAGAAGAGACUUGUUUCCCAAGGUGCUGGGGGCUGGCUUGAGCUGUGGUCUCUGGUGGAAUCCCCAGUUUAGGACCAUGUUCUUCAUCACUAGCCAUCUUUGGGGAGUUGGGUGGGAAUGAGCCAGAGCUGUUAACCUAUGCAGUCUGUGGGGCUGGAAGCCAGAUUAGGACUAUUCUCCUGCCUGCUAUGGAAGUAUACACUUUGUGAUGAGACAGACACUAGAGAAGCAUUUGGGUUAUGAUUGAUUCCAGGAAAAUGAUGAUGUUGGUCCUAGGCUAAUACCAUAAAUUGUGUGUAGCUUGAAAUAACUGGUCAACCUUACUACACAGAUAUGUUGUGCUCGCUCAAUUCUCUCUCAUAGAAAAUGUUGGAAAAUAUGUAUUUCUGUAUGAAUUGCACAAUAAGGCUGUAUAUGUAGCUGUGCUUUGAGAUUUUUUUGGUUUGUAAAGACUUAACACAUUAAACCUACCUGCUUGAUCCAGGGUGAUAGCUUGAGAACAUUGGCUAUGCCCUCUGGUGGACUUGGCCGGCUAAGGGUUUCCUGGACUGAGCCAAGUGGGACUAUGUCUGGAAAGGUUUGGUUAGUUGUGUUUAAUUUAUUAGCCUCUUUGCAAAUCUGAGCCCAGAGCAGCUCAACCCAAUGUAUUGUUUUCUUUAUACAUAAUCUAUACAUGUAUCUCAUCUGGCAUUCUCUGUACCCUGCUGAAAACGGACAGUCUGUAUUUCCCUUGCCCUGCCCUCUGGUUUGCUCUGCGGCGAUGCCAAGUCUGUGCCUUACCUUGUUGACGGCUGUGUAUCCAAAUCCAAAUAAAAUGCACAUUGUUCUCAGAA